AUGCCUGCUGUUGGAAGUUCUUGGAAGUCAAACAGAAACUACGGCGCUGUCAUAGACGCAGGCAGCUCUGGUUCUAGAAUACAAAUAUACUCUUGGAAAGACCAUAGAUUUGUGCGCGAACAGAACGACAAAUCUCUUCAUGUUCUUCCGAACAUCGAACUUGCAGACGAAUUAGGGGAGAAAUGGCAGUCUAAAGUAGAACCAGGGAUAUCUUCUUUUGUCGACAAACCGAUGGAUGUUGGGGAUCAUCAUCUUAAACAAUUGUUGGAUUUUGCACUUGAAGUCAUCCCACAGCAUAAGAUUGCCGAUACUCCGGUAUAUUUAUUCGCUACAGCAGGAAUGCGUCUUCUAACUAAUGAACAGCAAAGGCAAAUUUUAGAUAGUGCAUGUGCUUACAUUCGAACUUAUUAUCAUUUCCGAUUGGACAAAUGUGGAGACCAGAUCAAAGUCAUCUCGGGUGUAAUGGAAGGAAUAUACGGCUGGCUUGCCGUAAAUUAUAAAUUGGGAGGAUUUGUUACCGAUAAUGUUGAUCAUUCUACGCCUCGUGGCGUUCAAGAUCUUUCAGGAGCCAACAAACAUAUUACUACCUUCGGCUUCUUAGAUAUGGGUGGCGCUAGUGCACAAAUCGCAUUUGAACCUAAUUCGUUAGAGGCUCAAAAACAUCGAGAGGAUUUGCAAAAUGUAACUCUUUACACUCUUGAUGAGAAGAAAUUAGAUUAUUACGUGUUUGUCACAACAUUUCUGGGCUUUGGAACUAACGAGGCCCGUCGAAGAUAUGAUCCUUGUAUACCGAAAAAUUUACUUCUCACAGAUACAUCUCGUCCUCCUCCGUAUCAUGCCUUUCAAGGAACUGGAUCUUUUAGGGAUUGUCUUGAGCAAACGUUUCCAUUGCUAAACAAGACAGUACCUUGUAACGAUCCACCUUGCUUGUUUAACGGAGUUCACGCACCCAACAUAGACUUCUCCGUAAACCGGUUUGUCGGUAUAUCUGAAUACUGGUAUACUGCUGAUGACGUUCUUAAGUUAGGAGGUGAAUGGAAUUAUGAAGCAUUUGAAGAGAAGGCGGCUGACUACUGCUCAUUAAAUUGGGAUGACAUCUUGGAGAAAUAUCCUGACAUUGAUAUCCAGCGGUUAGAGAUGCAAUGUUUUAAAUCUGCAUGGUUAGUGAACUUUCUGCAUGAUGGAAUUGGAAUUCCUAAUGACAAUGAAGUAGAUGCUUUUGGUGAAGAUAACCCACUCUUCCGGAGUGUCAAGGAUGUUAAUAAGAUACAAGUAAGCUGGACACUAGGUAUGAUGGUAAUGGAAGUAUCUCAUUCAAUACCUUCAUCUCCAACUCCUCCAACUCCACCUCGCGACCCACAUUCUGAACGUCAGAUCCUUGUGAUGUUGAUAUUUCUGCUGGUAUUGUUUACAAGCGGAGUCCUCUUCUAUCUCCGUAAAAAUGGAAAUGUGAGGAGGAGGAUGUUUUCAUGUUUGCAUGCGUGCUUCUCAUCGCCAUGCAGGCGAGACAAUUCCGAUUAUAGCAUUAUAGACGGACAAUUUGCAUCUCCUAACUCUGCUCCUAGUUGGCGUAUAUUAAACACCGUAAAGAUGAUGCAUAUCGUUAUGAAAGUAUGGAUUAAUCGGUUCAAGCCACAAUUUAGACCAUUUUCCUCUAAAAAAGGGGCCGAUUCUACUGAACAUGUGUUUGGGAGUGGAAUAUCCGGCGAAGAUGACAUCCAUCUUCGACCAACAGAUGCAGGAAGCGGUAUUCAAGAGUCUCAAACUUCUGUGAACGAGAAUGUAUUUCAAUCUAGAUAUCCGAAGAAGAGGUUGAGCGAUGAUAGCGUUGCUCCGGGUAGUCCACACGAGGGCAUUAUGGAGGCUGAGGUUUUAUCAGCAUCAACGCCAGGCUUGUUAUCUCUGAACGGAUUACAAUCCCGUAACGCAAGCUCGACUACCAUUAAUAUAAUGAGCGGUAAUAGUAACAAUGGUAAUCCAGGAUAUUCAUCGACCCGUGCUCGAUCCACUCCAUCCCUACUGCUCGGUGGCGUAUGGAAGAACGAUGUUAAUAAUGAGGAUAAUAUUAUUGAGUAUGAGACUCCGGAUUCUGGGCAGUUAGACAGCAUGACUCAUUUGACAUCUCUAUCAUCUUAUUCAUCAUCAACCAUACCAAGGGCAUAUAACUUUCCUUCAACAACGUCGCCGCGUAAUUCAAUACAACCUGUUGGAGGUAGCGGUGUUGGGUAUCAUAGCAACCAUUCGUCUGUGGAUAUGGGCUCGAUGGGAGGGAUUACAGGUUUCAAUAGACCGAACAGCCGAGCAGGAAGGACGAUGAAUGUGGACAAAAACAAUAAGGGACUUGCAAAAGAUUUAGAAUAG
Messenger RNA from Paraglomus occultum, 2361 nucleotides. NCBI's taxonomy places the organism in Eukaryota, Fungi, Glomeromycota, Glomeromycetes, Paraglomerales, Paraglomeraceae. The record is from the annotation of a GenBank genome assembly.